Triplophysa rosa is the source of this 2748-nucleotide messenger RNA. RefSeq names its product beta-1,4-glucuronyltransferase 1 (gene b4gat1). The record is from RefSeq and is a predicted model, not a curated record. The transcript is spliced from 2 exons. NCBI's taxonomy places the organism in Eukaryota, Metazoa, Chordata, Actinopteri, Cypriniformes, Nemacheilidae. Gene Ontology annotation, molecular function: glucuronosyltransferase activity. The coding region runs from base 305 to 1600 and encodes 431 amino acids.
CAUGCGCCGCCAUGCGCAGUAUCUGAGCUUCAAGACCGCUAUUCUCUUCCUUUCGUGUUCACGAUAAUCUUUUUGUAUACAGCAAAACAUGUAAACCUGUUUCUGCUCGAAUGUUUUUAUAAAAUUGUCCUCAACCACAGCUUGCUGCAAUGCAAGUCCUGUCCGAUGAAUGCACGAGGACUACAUAGCUAACGUUACAUAUUGCCACCCUUGCUAACCCUAGAUGAUUUGUGCUUUCAGCAUAACACUUUGUUUCAGGAUCUAUUUAUUUAUAGCCUAUAUUGACUAGGUACCAAGUAUUGUAAUGCAUUUCUCAAAAAAAUGUUCAGUGUUUAAGGUGGUGCUGAGUGCUCUUCUUAUUGUUGCACUGUUGCAGCUUUUAUAUCUGUCUUUCCUCUCAAAAUUCCAUGGCAAGCAGCAGCGCUACAAGUAUUCUGAGCUCUUCGGCUCCAAAAAGGCCUCACAGCAAGGAGAGAAGAACCCAAGACGAGAACAUUUCAGAUACUCCUUAUCCACAGGUGGUAUCUUUGAUGGAAGCGGGCAAUAUCGUGUGUAUAAGAACCUAAUCAAAAGUGACUUUUUGACUAAUCAGAAGCCAGGAGCAGAUCCGAGAUCACACCACUUGGCUUUGGCCACUCAUACAACUAUUAAUAACCUUCAUCACUUGAACUCAUUGUUGGAGCGCUGGCAGAAUCAUCUGUCAGUGGCUAUAUUUGCUAAUAACCAAGAUGUCAAGUUUGCCACAGCGUUCAUCUAUGCCCUCAGCAUCUUCUGCCCUCAGAUUCAAGCUCUGGUGGACUUCCAUCUGGUCUGCCACUCGGGGGAGAUGGCCAGCUUUCCAGAACAGGACCGAGAGCAUUUUGCUGGGCUUGAGGAGAAAGGGUGUCCCGGUGUCUUCGCAAAGCUUGAAUUCCAUCGAGACAAGUAUAAGAACUAUGCCAUCGGCGCCAAUGUCUCUUACCCCAACAAUCUUCUCCGCAACGUGGCACGUAGUGGCACAGAUGCUGCCUACAUCUUGGUGAUUGACAUUGACAUGAUCCCGAGCGCUAAUUUACACCACCAGUUUGUGACUUUGCUGAUGAGAAAAGAACCGGCUGCCGACGAAGUCCUCGUGCUUCCUGCUUUCGAAAUCAGACAUACUCGCAAGAUGCCUGCGUCAAAAGCUGAGCUGGUGCAGCUCUAUCAGGUUGGGGAGGUGCGACCGUUCUACGAUGAACUUUGCCCUCGUUGUCAGGCUCCCACAAACUACUCCCAGUGGGUCAAUCUGCCCAGCAAAAGCUCUGGGCCUCUGGAGAUGGCAUAUACCAUAAACUGGGUGGACCCAUGGGAGCCUUUCUACGUUGGAGCUCGAUCUGUCCCUCUCUAUAAUGAGAACUUCAGGCAAUAUGGCUUUAACCGCAUCAGUCAGGCUUGUGAACUUCACAUAGCUGGUUACAGAUUCUCCGUGGUGAGCAAUGCUUUUGUAGUGCACAAAGGGUUUAAGGUCCAGGGAGAGUUCCACAACAGAAAAGAUGAGGAGAACCGUAAAAACCGCCUCCUCUUCAGAAGCUUUAAGGAGAGUCUGAAGGCCAAGUAUCCCCACUCACCUCGCCGCUGCUAAGAGAACGCUUAUUAGAUACGUACAAGUCUGCACUACACUGCAAUCAAACCCUAAUCACUAUUCUUUCAGGAGAACUGCAGAGAACUGGAACCUAAAACUUGUUGGUACAUAUUUCUAUUAAAGUUGUUGCACAAUUGAGAACAAACUAGCACAGCUGGACUGCAAUACCAAUAUAUUGUUCCUGUUCUAGAUAUUAUUACAAGUAUUACUUAUUUAUAAAUUGACAUGAUCUUUCAGGCUUUUUUAGUCCUACUGACUUAUUUUUGUUGUAUUACGGAACACAUUUGUUUUUUAUACACAAAUGUUUGUGCAAAUUGAUUCUGAGAGCAACAGGCUUUGUCUUGCUGUCUUUGAAGGUAAUUUAUUUAUUUUGAAUGCAAGUUCAACCUCACUGAAUGUUAUGGUGUUUAUUUUUUGCCCAAUUUUAAUAUGAAAAAUGUUAUGUUUACCAAUCAGAUACUACACAAAUUGCAUAAAUGAGCGGUAGUUGGUGUUGUGACUGUAUCAGUUUAUGUGUUUGCAUUACUGACAAGACAACUUUCCUCAUAAAGGUACACAGAUACACAGUUUUAAUAAUGGAUCAGAAGAUGCUAGAGAGCACUGAUAAUACCAGAGAAGGGAAAUGAUGUUUUAGUUUUUUCUGACUUGUGGGUUCAGGGUAUAAAGUAAAAUUAGAUUAAUGCAGAAAUUUGCUGAUGUAGAGACUGUAGUCACCACGUUGUCACAAGCAAUACUCUAUGUCACUGAUAUUUACAUUAACUGUGAAAGAUAUGUCUUUACAAAACUAAAUAUGUAAAAAAAAUUGCUGGCAAAAUUAAUAGUGUUUAAGUGAAAUCUUAGCCUGAUAUUGAGUGCAUUUUUUAUAUUAGUUUCCAUUAUCAGUAUUAUUUUGUUUGCUUUUUGGUAUGUUCACUUAGUGCUGUGUAAAAAUAACGUUAGCAUGAACGUUGUGAUGUAUGAACACUGGAGAAAUGCUGUCAACAAAGGAACAUUUUGGUACUACGGAAAAAGAUUGUAAAGUUUUUUAUAUAAUAUUAUAAUGUAUUAUUUUAACACUAACAGUUUAUGUUUAACUGAAUAAAUGUGUUCAUUAAUAUUUUUACUGACAUGUUCGUUUUGUUGUAUCUUGUUUCAUAAAAUUCACAACA